CGUGCUCUCGUUGUUCAACCAGCUCUCGCGAGAACCUCGCGUUACGGGCAGGACGGUCCAUUGCUACAUUAUUAUUAAGCAACAACAACACGAACCUUUAACCAUCAUGUUCGGCCCGGAUUGCAAUCCACACGGACCACCAGUGUGAUUCUCUGACCCCCUAGGAGGUUGCAGGAGCGCCAGCCGGAGACAUGCAGGUUGGUUUAUGUUGGCAUGGACGUGUGACGGAUGCUGACGUCUGGAUGUGGUCGGACUGAACUGUUUCCUGUCCUGGCAUCAGAAGAAUGUAGCGGGAAGCAUCAGGUCUGACCUCCACCUCAUCAUGGGCGGCAGCAGUUAACCCGGGAGGGGGCGUCGCAUCACUGUGAGGUGUCGCGCCUCUGACCCAUAUGUGCCAUUUGUUUUGGGUCAGCUGAUCACUCGCCGUCGCUUUGAUAUCUUCAGACAUAAUGAACGGCUCUCUGCUGACCCCCCCAAGCCCACGGGCUGCGAACUCCUCCCCCUUACCUCCUUCUCCCUCCCCGUCCCCGUCUCCUUCUCCGCCCUCACCGUCAUUGCUGCCGCUUUCCCCUCGUCCGCCCCCUCUCCCACCGCUGGUGAGCCCCCCGCCGCAGACUCAUGCCUCCUCCUUGUCUGACACACCUACGCCAUCCCCUUCGCCCUGCUUGAGCUGGACAGAGUUUUGUGAGCUCCAUGCCCGUGUUGCAGCUGGCGAAUUUGCACGGCACUUCCGUGCUUUCCUUCUUGAGAACCCCCACUACUCGCCUGACUCGGCUGCUGCCUUCUGUCGCCGCUUCACGGACCGCUUUGUCCGCCACUUCCAAAAUGAACUGGAGGGGGCGCUCCCAUUGAGCUGUGCCUCUGGUAGGGAGGACAUGGCGAGCUGGGCUCCCCAGUCAGAUGCUACAUCCCUGGAAGAAGAGGCUGUGUCUCCCCUGUCAGCCGCCGCCGGUCUCACCAUACCUCCCACAAGUACGACAUGCGCUACAACCAAAACGGUACAAAGUCGACUUGUGAUGGAGAGCCGUGUCGGCAGUGACUCGUAUGCGCAUGGGCAAGUCCUUCCUCCAUCCUCAUCAUCGUCCUGCUGCUCCUCAGUCGGAGGGAAUAACGGCAGACGGGAGGAGAGGAGUGCGAUCAUGGCGCCUGGGAAUGGGGAGGCGGCAGCUGAGGAAGAGGACAGCUGGCUCAGGGGAGCCUCGGUGGGGGAGGACCUGGAAGCAGAGGAGGAAGCGGGCGAAGUGUCCGUGGACACGGAUGUUGCAGAAACCUCCAUCCCACCUCUGGCAGUGACCCCUGGUGCAAAAGGAGCCAGCACCCCAAACUCCAAGAUCAAACUGAAGAAACGUUUCUCGCUGCGUAGCGUGGGCCGGAGCGUACGUGGCAGCAUGCGUGGCAUUCUCCAUUGGCGCAGCUCGUCUAGCGAUUCGACGCAGAGCCCGCUGCCGUCUAGUUACAGCUAUACCAUGGGCGUUCAGGACGCAGGUGUCCCCAAGAGAAUCUCUGGGACUCAGUCCCCCAUGCCCACCUCCUCCAUGCCCAUGUCUCUGUCCAUGCCUCUUUCCCUCCCGCAUUCAUCCUCCUCCUCUCUGCCCCCCUCCUCCUCCAGCAGCGCCACCUCGCUGUCUGUAUCUGAAGCUGCUCGGGACCGGAGGCGGAGCAAUGGGGAGGGGGGCGAAAAGGAGAAGUGGAGCCAACGUCUGGAGAAACUGAGACUCACACGGUCGCCUCCGCCUAACCUCGUGUCGGCAAACUCAGCCGCUUCUGUGCUGCCGCCGAGCUCCGCUGCUGCCGUGGGACCAGUUCGGAAAGUUGGCCGGCUGGUGCGCGAGGGAGGGGUCACGGUCAGCUCCUCUAGUGACGAGCUGAGCAGCGGCCAUGCUUUUGCUGGCUUCUCCUUUGGGCUUUUGCACCACGGUACGGACAACAACGCUGCCUCACCUGCCGCUGCGGCUGGUCCUGCCCCACCUCUGACCAGCGGUGGAAACAUUCCCUGGAGAGGUGGACGCUGGCACAAGUGCCGACUGGUUCUGCGAGAGUGGGACAGAGACGGAAGUGAGAGGGGGGAGGAGUUCUACCUGGAAUUCUUCAUCCCUCCAAAAGCGUCAAAACCCAGACUCACUGUCCCGUGUUGUUCCAUCCUGGAUGUUAGGAGCACCACAGCUCUGGAGGUCCCAGACAAGGAGAACACUUUCUUACUACAGCUGGAGGGCUCAGCCCAGUAUGUGAUCGAAACACGAGAUGCUGUUCAGAUGCGGGCGUGGCUGAGUGACAUCAGAAAUGGCAUCUGUCUGAGUGAACAGGACGAGUCAGGUGGGGUGUGUGUGGGUCCGUUAGACCUCAGUGGGACGCCGGAGACGGUGGACCGUUUGUCACAAGUGUGUUACGGGGGAAUCGCAGGCUCCUCCCCCCUCAUGGACUCCCUCCCUCCAGAGCUGCCCCCGCGUGCUCCUUUAGAUGAGCCGGACGGCAGGAUGGUCGGAAGUGGUGGGGCCAGUCUGGGCACGCCAUUUGCAGAGACGCCAGAAGCCACUGGAUCCUUCCUGUUUUCAGACAUGGCGGUGGCAGAGGCUGUUGAGCACCCUCUCAGUGAGUGCCAGUGGUUCCACGGGACCCUGUCCCGGCUGAAGGCGGCCCAGCUGGUGCUGGCCGGAGGUCCGGCCAGUCAUGGUGUCUUCCUGGUACGACAGAGCGAGACGCGGCGUGGAGAGUACGUGCUGACGUUCAACUUUCAGGGAAAAGCCAAGCACCUACGUCUGUCCCUGAACGAGGACGGCCAGUGUCGGGUCCAGCACCUCUGGUUCCAGUCCAUCUUCGACAUGCUGGAACACUUCCGAGUCCAUCCCAUCCCGCUGGAGUCCGGAGGAGCGUCGGACGUCACGCUCAUCAGCUUCGUGGGUGCCACCGCUGUCCGCCAGCCAGACUUGACCAGCAGACCCCGUAGCCCCCCUCUACCCCCCCCACUGCCCCCGGGCCGGCCACCCCCUCCAACCCCACCACAGGAGCGAGGCGUUGAGACAGAGCCAGCCGGCGGUGCACCAGCCAUGACGGGAGGCGGAGCAGCGGCGGUGGCAUCGACUGGGGGAGGAGGAGGAGGAGGCUCGGCAGGAGUGAGCGGAGGAUCCGGUAGCGGGGCAAGCGGAGGUGGGACGGACGAGUGGGAAGAGAGAGACACUCCGCUCAGACAACUGGACACUGCGGAUGGAGAAGAGCGAGAUGGAGCGAGGGCCCUGCGGGCCGUCGACAACCAGUACUCCUUCUUCUGACUGUUCCUCUCCACCUCAGCGAGACUCUGACACGCAGGUGAAGCGUGGGGAGAACAGUCGCACCUCAGCGGACACACACGAUGUCACCACUCUUCAUGUAUAUAUACAUAUAUAGACCAGAUGUGACUGAAAGUGGGCGGGGCUUCAGCAGCCUCCUCUAUAUUCCACUCCCCUCACUCUUCAGUGUUAGCUGCCAACAGCAGAACCCGGACUGAGCGACUGAACACAACUGGAAACCUCAGACAGCCCUGAUCCCUCCAGAAAAACUGUGACACUAGUAUUAAUUCUGUUCCUGUGACUUCGUCUUUGUGCCUUUGUUUGAUUUGUUUUUUUUAGGGGGGGGUCAUCAUGUUUAUCUCUCAAAGAAAAUAGGACUUUUUCUACUCGUGCCUUCUGUGUCACCUCCUCCUUUUUGUUUCUGACCGGCACUUUCAGCACAGCGACUAUGUCUGGGACUUACUGUGCCUUCUCACCUGUCUCCCUCUCUCAAGCCUGUCCCCCAUCUGUCUCUGGAUUCUGUGUAGACAGGCAGACGUCUGUCGCCACCAGGUGGUUAGUUUCAGGUACUACAUGAAUGAUAUAAAUGUAGUGAAACAUGUGUCUUUUAAAUGUGUGGCUCCUCGAUUUCCUGCCGUUUCCGAGGGUCAUUACGAGGUCCUCUGGAGACCAGGCCAACUGUCUGCAGCAAACGGACCAGACGCUGAGGUGAAGGGUUCGAACACAGCUUUAGUUUCCCCAGACAAAAGUAUCACAGAUUCUCAGGAUUUGUCAGUUUUCUUCCUUAAAUGAAGCUGGAAGCUGCUACCCAUCAUGCUCCUGGGCAGCUGGUCCACCUCCCAUCAUGCACUGGGCUGCAUCAUCUGGGCACACAAGGAGGAGGUCGGUGACAGAAGUCGCAACACAGACAUCGUCUCACAGUACUGGCUGGUUGACGUAGUUCCCCUCGCUGUCGUCGUCAUCUUCAGAUUCUUCUUUGCCUUGAUCUGCAGGAAACAUCAUAUAAAACGUAAACAAUAGUCAUGUGACAUCUCUGCAUGAUGUGAGCCUGAGGAGAAUCGUUCUCAACUAUUUGG
This is a messenger RNA of Synchiropus splendidus (mandarinfish), 4339 nucleotides long. RefSeq names its product SH2B adaptor protein 1 (gene sh2b1). The record is from RefSeq and is a predicted model, not a curated record. Bases 450 to 3266 code for a protein of 938 amino acids. Gene Ontology annotation, molecular function: transmembrane receptor protein tyrosine kinase adaptor activity. Gene Ontology annotation, biological process: intracellular signal transduction. The transcript is spliced from 9 exons. Gene Ontology annotation, cellular component: plasma membrane. NCBI's taxonomy places the organism in Eukaryota, Metazoa, Chordata, Actinopteri, Syngnathiformes, Callionymidae.